CUUUUCAUGGCUGAAUAUGCUUGGCCCAUCUUUGGGGAAAGAUGGGUAUGUUUUGUGUAGUUAAUGUUUUUAGUAUUUCUGAGAGGAAGCCAUGAAUGUGAUUCCUUUAAAAAAAAAAGACCUCUUUAGUCUCCAAAUAUUCUCUGAAACAAGUAGAGUCAACAGGAGGCAAUGUUACCUCUACUUUUAGUUUGGUUUACUCUCGUAUCUCUUAAUCAACCAGGCAUCUGUUUGCAACAUCGUCAGCAACUGCAACCAGUUUUGCUUCCAAAUGGGUGCGAUGACAAAUGCGGCAGGUUGCACAUACCAUUUCCAUUUCAUUUGAACACUUCAUGUGCCUCUGUUUCCAAUGCUUUCCAUCUUUCUUGCUUGAAUUCAACCACCCUUUACCUCCACAUCGGCAUUCAAAGCUACCGAGUCCUUGACUUCUUCUCUGAUGGUAUACUCGUAGACUUUCCUGGAACUGGAAGCUCCACUUGUCGUCAAUACAACGGCUUGAAUUCCUUCAAUUUUGCGGGAAACGACUACUUGGGAAUCUCUGAUGAUAAUGUGAUAGGUCUAUAUGAUUGUGAAGACUCGUCACUUUGUAAAGCAGAUUGUGAGACAAACGAGUUGCCUGAUUGUGAUGGAAACAGGAGUGGAGCCCUGGCAUGCUGUUAUCCACUUUCUGAUCAUAGCAAUUGGCAUUCAGGGGAUGGGUUUUCGAGUUUUGCCAAGUUUGGAUGUAGGGGGGUUUCGUCGUGGGUAGUUCCGAGGGGAACCAACAGUGGGAAGCGUGGGGUUAAGUUGGAGUGGGCAAUUCCUAGAAAUAAAUCUCAAGGACUUUGUGCCAGCAAUGCAGUUAUGGUGAGUGCUACAACGGUAGAAGCAGGGGUCAGGUGCUCCUGUCAGGAUGGGCUUGUCGGUGAUGGAUUUGCAAAUGGACUCGGAUGCUUCAAGUCCUGCAUCAAGGAGGGGCAAGAAGCAUAUGGUGGGGAAUGUGACAACAGCCCAAAACGUAGUCAAAGGAAACUUGUAAUUGUGGCUGGUGUUCUUGCUCCAGUUUUCAUCCUUGCUUCCUUAUUCAUGUUCCUUUGCAUAUUGAAACGACCUGUUAAAUCAGGUGCAUUUGAUAUAGACCAGGCUCAUUAUCAUAGUACCAUUUCAUUUCGGAAAGCUUGUAGGACUAGAUUAUUCAGUUACAGAGAGCUAGACGAAGCAACCAGAGGGUUUGACGAUGGUCAGAAGCUCGUAGAUGGAACAAAUGGCACAAUUCAUGCUGGAGUCCUUGGAGAUGGUUCACAUAUAGCUGUGCAGAAGGUGCAGUGCGAGAAUGAAAGAGACCUAAUUCAUGUCCUAUCCAGAAUUGAGCUUCUAUCAGCUGUUUUACAUAGGAAUUUAGCCCGACUCCUCGGGUGUUGCAUUGAAUCUGGUUACACCCUGAUGGUGGGCUAUGAAUAUCCUGCAAAUGGCACCUUGGAGGAACAUCUGCAUAACAACAGUGGACAAGAAUUUGGCCUUGACUGGUAUAAGAGGCUAAGCAUAGCCGCUGAAACUGCAAGCAUCUUAGCAUACUUGCAAUGUGAAAUUUCUCCACCUAUCUUUCACCAUGGCCUCAAAUCAUCCGGAUACAUAUUUCUUGACGUGGGUUUCUCAGUUAAGGUUGCAGGGUUUGCACUGCUUUGCUCUAGUUCCAACACUGGCCCCCUUGUUCAGAAAAACGAUGUGUAUGACUUCGGACUGCUUUUGUUAGAGAUAAUUUCAGGCUCCAAACAUUCAGACAUGCCUUCACUAGCCUUGCAAAAGAUUAAAAGUGGGAAGCUAGAAGAAAUAGUGGAUCCAUCUCUUUACUACCACGAGCAGCCUAUAUUUCGAAGAGAGCAAAUAGAGAUAGUUGCAGACAUAGCAACCAGGUGCUUGUUGUUCGGUGGAGAUGGCAAAAUUGGAAUGGUUGAUGUCGCAAAGGAGCUGUUUCACCUUGCAAAAGAAAGCACCGAUGGAGGAAGUAAAAAGGGAAGUGCAUUGGAAGAAACAUUUUCAAAUUCAAGCCUGCUUCAGAUGAUAUCCAUGUCUCCUGACUCUGUACAUUUGCCUCGAAUUGCAGGACCAGUUUGAUAAAAUCAGCUUGUUCGUCACGUAAUGGCUGCAAAUAUGCUAAAUUAAGUUACCUGCAUUCCUGUCUAUACAAAUUGUGGAUUUGGGAACUUGUUUUGUUGAUUUACAGCUGCUGCUACAUAAUAUGUCAGUAACAUGGUUAUGCUUGUAUUUUCAAAAUCAUGAAAUGAAAAUUUCUGAAACAUGAUCAUGAAUGUAUCAGUAACUAAGAUUUCAAACUUAUACUUUCUCACCGCUAUUUCCCCACUUUUUUUUUUUUUUUUU
Gossypium raimondii (Peruvian cotton) is the source of this 2358-nucleotide messenger RNA. RefSeq names its product probably inactive receptor-like protein kinase At2g46850. The record is from RefSeq and is a predicted model, not a curated record. The transcript has 3 exons. Gene Ontology annotation, molecular function: polysaccharide binding; protein tyrosine kinase activity; ATP binding. Lineage: Eukaryota; Viridiplantae; Streptophyta; Magnoliopsida; Malvales; Malvaceae. Gene Ontology annotation, biological process: protein phosphorylation. Bases 172 to 2094 code for a protein of 640 amino acids.